This is a messenger RNA of Caenorhabditis elegans, 2506 nucleotides long. RefSeq names its product Suppressor of presenilin protein 3 (gene spr-3). Gene Ontology annotation, cellular component: nucleus. NCBI's taxonomy places the organism in Eukaryota, Metazoa, Nematoda, Chromadorea, Rhabditida, Rhabditidae. The record is from RefSeq and is marked reviewed.
UAGAAGACGAUGCCACCUCGCAAGCGCAAACUUGAGGAGUUGAAGAAUGAACAAGGAGAGCAGGGGUCAUACAAAUGCCAUCUUUGUGGACAGUGCUUCUACCGUGGAUGUGGAUUAGCAAGUCACCUGCGACGACACGCACCAGUCACAUUUGACUGUGAGCAUUGUGCUUACACGUGUAAGCACAAAUAUGCGUAUGAUCGUCAUCUGUUGCAAUCGCAUCCUGAGCUCGUGGAAUCUGGCCCACUAGUUCGAAUGUUUAAGAAUGAAGAUGAAGAUGCUCCAAUGCCGAUUCUCGAGCGAGAAGCAGAUGUAUCCGAUGAUGCCGUCAAGUAUGAGGCACUCUCUUCUUUCUCGGAACCUGAACCAAUCAGCUACAAAUGUCCAUUGUGUAUAUCCACGUUUGGCAGUCACGCUAGAGCAGUCUACCAUAUUUUGUCACACCGUGUCAAGUUGUAUCAAGCACCGAAAAGCCUGAAAUUCUUCUCGAGGAAAACAAUGCAAGCUCUUGGAGGAUUUCGUUUAGAGUCGCAACUGAUGAUCAAAUGGAGAUUACAAUACGAUAAUCGAAGUGUGGACGAGAAGCGAACACGGUUAUGGCGGUAUAUGGAAGAAAAUUUUGGACAUGAACAUCUGAAGCAACCAAAGCUGGAAAGUGAUAAUCCUUCGACAAGUAGCUCUUUUGAAUCACAAACAAACUUGAACGAUUCUUCGAUAAUCAAAAAGAAACUUGUGAUGAAGUGUGGUACUGUUUUCGGUCAAAGACUCAUUCACGACAACACCCAAUAUUAUUUGUGCCGCAAUUGCCCAUACGUUUCGUGGAAUGUUUCUUCACUGUGGCGACAUUUCCGUCAUCAUAUUCAAAAAUCGAAACAAUCUUGGACGUGUAUCGCAUGCUCAUACAGCUCAUCGAGCCGGGUGAAAAUUGAUCUACAUGUGAAAAUGCAUAAGGAAAUGCCGGAAAUUGAUUUGGAGUUUGCAACUUGGCUUCGCUAUGAACGAAGAAUCAACAAGAACGACUUGAAUAAACCGACUAACAAAAAAAAGAAACCCGAUGGAGGAAACGGUUCAAAUCACAGUGAUAUGAGAAGUCUUCACGCAUUUCUUAGUCUUAAAAAUUCUAAGAACAAUGUUGUCAAACACGAUAUCGAUGCUCCAACUUUGCACCCAUUAUCCCCAGCGCCCAAGCUGGUCGCGAUGACUCAAUUUGACUUCGGAGAAAUUGUCACUUACAAAAGCGUCAAUCCGCUGCACCAAAUCAACAAGAACAAUAGCAAUCCGACGGUCCUGCCGAACAAGCGAAAUAGCAUUAAAACCAGUAAAAGUGAUACUCAAAUCGCGCUCAGCGUUAAGCAGUCUAGUAGUAUGAAGAUGGUGAAAGUUUCUCCUGGAAAAGUUUAUCAGCUUCCUAAGACGUCCAAAUUUUACCGACCUGAAUCACCUGACUCAUUAGCAUCAAAUAAUUCUGCUCACGGAGACGAGAUUGAGUCAACGUCUUCAGAUCAAUUCCAACAAUCCGUGAAAGUUCCAAAGUACGAAGACUUUUUGAACAUGAAGCCAGUUAUGCCAUAUUUCCAAAAACAACGACAUCCACUGGAAGCGAUUGCUAUGUACGAAAAGGCAAAAAGGGAAUACGAAAAGAAUCACUGUUUCCCGAAUCUUCCAAUUUUCGAAUUCAACAUUGAGUACAAGAACUUGCAUCCACUCGCCAAGGCACAGUAUGGGAAAAACAAUAUGAAAGAGUAUUUUUUGAAUGAAAUGGAAGUAGAGAAAUCUCGCGAAUGCACUGACUGCCCAUUCAAACACAACGAUCUGCAGCAGUUCCGUCUCCACCGUGACAAGCAUUUCUACGGUGGAUCACACACCUGUCCGGAGUGCAACUAUUCAUCGAACAACCAUAAUCAAGUGGUCGAGCACACGUUUGUGGAUCACUAUUUGAGCGAUGUGAGAUUGGUUGAAGGGCUUCCGUCUUCGGAUUCGGAGGACGAUAAUAUUCCGGUACCUCCUGAUACUCCGCAGCGGAAGAAAAAAGCGCCGAAGCGUGGCAAACGUCGUGGCUGGUAAAGAUUAUAUUUUAUUAAAUUUUAUCAAGUUUUUUUAAAGGUAAUGUUUAAAUUUAUUUUAAAUUUAAAUUUAUUUUUGUUUCUUUUUUUUUCAAUUAAUUGUUUUUAAGUUUUUCAAUGUUAGGUUUGUCGUUUAAUUUUUUUCAAAUUUCUAAUAAUAUUCCCUUCCCUUCCCAUCCCCGCUCAAAUAGCUGCCUCAUAGUUUAGUAAAUUUCUAAAUAAUAUUAUUUCAAUACCAUCACAUAUUGUCAGCGCUUUCUGUCAUUUUUUUAAUUUUCAUUCAUCCUGGUACCUCACUUUUGGCACGUGUCCAACAACCACCCUGACAUCAACCCACCCGGACUUUCUCGACUAGGUUUUUUUGAAAUUCUUCCCCCAUUUUAUUUUCUUUGACCAUUUUAUGUUUGUGUUUUGAAUGAAAUGUGUUUUCGAAUUUUUAAAAU